This is a messenger RNA of Linum trigynum, 345 nucleotides long. NCBI's taxonomy places the organism in Eukaryota, Viridiplantae, Streptophyta, Magnoliopsida, Malpighiales, Linaceae. The record is from the annotation of a GenBank genome assembly.
AUGGCAACGGAUCCGAGGCAGUUGGAGAAGAUGUCACUAGAGGAUGACAUGCGAGCACUAUUGGGCGUGGAUCGUGCAGAUUUGGGGCAGGGGGAGCAUGUUGGAGAGGUUGCCAGAGAUUCUAUGUGGUACAGAGGGCAUGGUUUGUUGGGUGUGGCAGCUUUGGCUCAUUUGCAGGAGUUUGGUCCGCCAACUAGGGAGGCUCAAUGUUACCUUCUUCUGCUGCUGGGGUCCACACUGUUCAUAGAUAAGAGUAAGGACCGCGUUUCUUCUAUUAUCAACUUGUUCGUGAAGAGGUUGGAGAUGCUGGGACAGUAUGCUAGCUUAUUAUCGUCAGGCGAUUGA